Messenger RNA from Aegilops tauschii subsp. strangulata, 1948 nucleotides. Its product is annotated as amidophosphoribosyltransferase, chloroplastic. NCBI's taxonomy places the organism in Eukaryota, Viridiplantae, Streptophyta, Magnoliopsida, Poales, Poaceae. Gene Ontology annotation, biological process: purine nucleobase biosynthetic process. Gene Ontology annotation, molecular function: amidophosphoribosyltransferase activity. The record is from RefSeq and is a predicted model, not a curated record.
CCUUGACCCGCACUCGGAGGGGCAUCCCCCCAAAGCCCUCGCCGCCGCCGCCGCCGCCAGCAAUCCCCUCCCCAAUCAGCCGUCCAAGAAUGGGAAUGGCCGCCGCCGCCACCGCCCCGUCCACGUCGCGCCUCCUCCAUCCCCACCACACCACCUCCGCCUCCAAGCGCCACAACCAACACCAGCAGCAGCGACUCAGGUACGCCCCCAAUCCGUCCCCUCUCGCUCUGCGCCGCCGCCUUUCGCCGCCAGCCGGGGCGGCGCUCCUGCCGGACCGCGUGACCCCGUUCUCCUACGGGGCGGACGACGAAUCCGACGACCACCCGCGCGAGGAGUGCGGCCUGGUGGGGGUCGUGGGCCACCCGGACGCCUCCUCGCUCUGCUACCUGGGCCUGCAGAAGCUGCAGCACCGCGGGGAGGAGGGCGCCGGGAUCGUCGCCGCCGGGGGCGACGGCAAGCUCAAGUCCGUGACCGGGCUGGGGCUCGUCGCCGACGUCUUCGGCGACCCGUCCAGGCUCGCCUCGCUGCCCGGACCCGCCGCCAUCGGGCACGUGCGCUACUCCACCGCCGGCGCCGCCGCGUCCCUGCGGAACGUGCAGCCGUUCCUGGCGGGCUACAGGUUCGGGCAGGUGGCCGUGGCGCACAACGGCAACCUCGUCAACUACCAGGCGCUGCGGAGCAAGCUGGAGGCGCGGGGCUCCAUCUUCAACACCACCUCCGACACGGAGGUCAUCCUCCACCUCAUCUCCACGUCGCUCUCGCGGCCGCUGCUGGCGCGCAUCUGCGACGCCUGCGAGCGCCUCGCGGGGGCCUACUCGCUGCUCUUCCUCACGGCCGACAAGCUGUUCGCCGUGCGCGACCCGCACGGGUUCCGCCCGCUGGUGCUCGGCCGCCUCCCCAACGGCGCCGUGGCCUUCGCGUCCGAGACCUGCGCGCUGGACCUCAUCGACGCCGCAUACGAGCGCGAGGUGGAGCCCGGGGAGGUGGUCAUGGUCGACCGCCGCGACAUGUCCGUCUCCUCGGCCUGCCUCGUCCCGCGCCUCCCGCGCCGGGCCUGCGUCUUCGAGCACAUCUACUUCUCCCUCCCCAACUCGGUCGUCUUCUCGCACGACGUCCAUGAGCGCCGCACCGCCUUCGGCCGCGCCCUCGCGGAGGAGUCCCCCGCGCCGGGCGCCGACGUGGUCAUCCCGGUUCCCGACUCGGGCUUCUACGCCGCGCUCGGCUUCUCGCGGGAGUCGGGGCUGGAGUUCCAGCAGGGCCUGAUCCGGUGGCACUACAGCGGGCGCAGCUUCAUCCAGCCGACGCAGGCGAUCCGCGACCUGGCCGUGAAGCUCAAGCUGGCGCCCGUGCGUGGCGUGAUCCGCGGCAAGAGCGUGGUGGUGGUGGACGACUCCCUGGUCCGGGGCACCACGUCGAGCAAGAUCGUGCGCCUGCUCCGCGACGCCGGCGCGCGCGAGGUGCACAUGCGCAUCGCCAGCCCGCCGGUGGUGGGGUCGUGCCUGUACGGCAUCGACACGCCGAGCGACGGCGAGCUCAUCUCGAACCGGAUGGACCUGGAGGGCGUGCGGCGGGAGAUCGGCAGCGACUCCCUCGCCUUCCUCUCGCUGGACAAGCUGCACGGCAUCUACGGCGAGGAGGCGGGCGACUACUGCGACGCCUGCUUCUCGCGCAAGUACCCCGUGCUGCCCACGCUCCCCGAGCCGGCGGCCGAAUUCGACGAGGAGUGACCGGUGAGCAGGUGAGCUCUGCUCUGCCUCUGCCCAGCUCCUCUGCAUCAGCUGUAACGUUAUUCUGCUUGCGAAUUUUCUUAGAUCAUCAAUCAGGGAGCCGGAGCUUGAAUGAAACCUGAGUAGGCUUGCGAAUUUUGUAUGCCUGCAACAUCAUUUGGUCAUGAAUUAUAUCCCUGGUGUAGAAGUUAAGUUGCUGCAAUGGUUGACAUUCGAUUAAA